UGUUCCAUGUCAGAUUCCAACACAACCGACUUCACCAACCCCUCCACCUUCAUCCUGCUGGGCAUUCCUGGCCUGGAGGCGGCCCAUGUCUGGAUCUCCAUCCCCUUCUGCACCAUGUACGUCAUAGCCAUCUUGGGGAACUUCACCAUCCUGUUCGUUGUGAAGAGGGAGACGAGCCUCCAUGGGCCCAUGUACUAUUUCCUCUGCAUGCUGGCCAUCAGCGACCUGGUCCUGUCUACGUCCACUCUGCCCAAAACACUGGGUAUCUUCUGGUUCAAUUCCAGGGAGAUCAGUUUCAGUGCCUGCCUCAUCCAGAUGUACUUUUUUCACUCCUUCUCAGCGAUGGAGUCUGGGAUCCUCAUGGCCAUGGCUUUUGAUCGCUAUGUGGCCAUCUGCAAUCCUCUGAGAUAUUCCAUGAUCCUGAAAAACUCUGUUGUGGCCAAGAUAGGCCUGGCUGUGGUGCUGCGUGGUGCCAUGUUCGCACUACCCUUUCCCUUACUAGUGAGAAGGUCGCCAUAUUGUACAACUAUUAUCCCCCAAUCGUAUUGUGAGCACAUAGCUGUGGUGAAGCUGGCCUGCGCCGGCAUCCGCAUCAGUAAUUGCUACUGGCUCUUUGUGGUAUUCUCUGUGAUUGUACUGGAUGGGUCUUCUAUUGCCGUGUCCUACACUCUGAUCCUCAGGGCCAUCUUCAGCCUCCCCACAAAGGAUGCCCGGCUCAAGACUUUUGGGACCUGCAGCUCCCACCUCUGUGUCAUCUUAGCCUUUUACAUCCCAGGUCUCUUCUCCUUUCUCACACACAGGUUUGGCCACAAUGUGCCCCUGCAUUUCCACGUUCUCAUGGCCAAUGUGUACCUCCUGGUGCCCCCCAUGCUAAAUCCCAUCAUCUAUGGGAUGAGGACCAAACAGAUCCGGGUAAGGCUGCUCCAGCUCUUUACCAAUAAAGGGACCUAA
This is a messenger RNA of Gopherus flavomarginatus (Mexican gopher tortoise), 951 nucleotides long. Its product is annotated as olfactory receptor 52E4-like. NCBI's taxonomy places the organism in Eukaryota, Metazoa, Chordata, Testudines, Testudinidae. The record is from RefSeq and is a predicted model, not a curated record. Gene Ontology annotation, biological process: G protein-coupled receptor signaling pathway. Gene Ontology annotation, cellular component: membrane. Gene Ontology annotation, molecular function: G protein-coupled receptor activity; olfactory receptor activity. The transcript has a single exon. Bases 7 to 951 code for a protein of 314 amino acids.